AUAUUUCGAUUGACGUAUACGUGCACCUCUCCACACACGUCAUAGAGGAAAUAAUCGCGGUAUAGUGUGUAUAUACGCUGCUGUAUACGCUGUACAAAUUAGUUUUCUCUCUUUCUCUCUCUCUCUUGCUCUCUCUCUCUCUCUUUCGUUUGUAUAUUAAACUAUAUAGAAAAAUGAGGAGUGGCAGCAGAUUACUAAAAGUUCUCCUGCAAGCUUCAGAGAAGGCAGCAAACAUUGCCAGGACUUGUCGACAAAAGGAAGCUCUAUUUCAAUUGUUAGUACAAGAAAAGUCCUUAGAAGAAAAGAAUCCUCGUUUCUUCCAGGAUUUCAAAACCUUAGCUGAUGUCCUCAUUCAAGAAACUAUUAGACAUGAUAUAGAAAUUGAGUUUCCAGAGCUGGCUAAACUGGUGCAAGGCGAAGAAACUAAUGUAUUCAGUAAUACUUUAGGAGAAUCUAUUAUUGUUGAAGUCUGUUCAUGCAGUAAAGACACAACGCAACUACUGACUAAAGUUAUGGGCAACGAUGCUGUGGCAGCAGAACUGCUUGCUGCUGAAGUCCAUAAAGAUGUUCAACUCUCAGAUGUGCCAAUCAUGUUAGAGAUUCCCACUGAUUUUGACAUCAAUGUUGAUGAUCUUGGUAUUUGGAUAGAUCCAAUCGAUUCAACAGCAGAUUACAUAAGUGCAACGGAGGUCGUGGACGAGCAGACUGGUUUACAUUUAAGUGGUUUACGUUGCGUCACUGUAUUAAUUGGAGCAUAUAAGAAAAGUACUGGAGUACCAGUUUUAGGUGUAGUUAAUCAACCAUUUUACACCAAUGUCGAUUCGCAAUGGACGGGAAAGUGCUACUGGGGUUUUCUGGGAGGUGGUAUUAGCAAGUCUUCCAUAAGUGAUACGUGUAACGCCGAUAAGAUCAUUUUACUCAGCCGUUUUGAAGAUGCAGACGUGAAAUCAAAGUUGUUAAACAACGGAUUCAGAUUAAUAGAAGCACCUGGAGCUGGUUACAAGAUACUGAGCGUCGCUCUUGGACAAGCGGCCGCUUAUAUUUUGUCAAAGGGUUCAACUUACAAGUGGGAUACGUGCGGACCACAAGCACUUCUUUUAUCGGUAGGCGGAGGCAUCAUCGAAUUUAAAGAGUUUAUUGUAAAUCCAAAUUCAGAAAAUCUGAGCGUGAAUUAUUUACCUAUUGGUACGAAUUUUUCUAAUCGUGCAGGCUUGAUAGCAUACAGAGAUCCUCAAAUUUUGGAAAGUUUUAAAUGUAUUUUAUGUAAAUCAGCCAAUUAAAAUUAAAGAAAAAAUAUUGUGACAAAGAUGUGUCAUGAUAACAUCUGAUAAUAUAUUCUGAAAAUUUUCUCGAUAAUUACGUAUUAUAAUUUAUAUCUGAUUAUAUAAGUAAACUAUAUUCAUUCCAUAUAAAUUUUAUGUAAAAGGUCUAGAUGAUGUUUUUAUGAAAUAUCUUUAGUGAUUAUUUUGUGAUAUUAUCUGUAGAUGCUAAUUCAAUUGUAUAAGAUGUUUAUAAUACAGAUGACGUCCAAUAAUAAACUAAUAUGAUAAUAUCUAUUGCGUGUGUGUAUGUAUGAAUAGAUUAUUAUUAUUUGCUUAAUUGAUGUUAAUUGUGAUAUAAAUAAUGGGUCCAAAUAUAGAUUCGAUAUGUAUACACAA
This is a messenger RNA of Nylanderia fulva, 1658 nucleotides long. RefSeq names its product inositol polyphosphate 1-phosphatase (gene Ipp). Gene Ontology annotation, molecular function: inositol-1,4-bisphosphate 1-phosphatase activity. The record is from RefSeq and is a predicted model, not a curated record. Gene Ontology annotation, biological process: phosphatidylinositol phosphate biosynthetic process. Lineage: Eukaryota; Metazoa; Arthropoda; Insecta; Hymenoptera; Formicidae.